Entelurus aequoreus (snake pipefish) is the source of this 2639-nucleotide messenger RNA. Its product is annotated as synaptotagmin-14-like. The coding region runs from base 393 to 2540 and encodes 715 amino acids. The record is from RefSeq and is a predicted model, not a curated record. The transcript has 11 exons. Lineage: Eukaryota; Metazoa; Chordata; Actinopteri; Syngnathiformes; Syngnathidae.
CAAACGUUUAGUGGGUGUUGUUAAAAGGAAAGACCAUGUAACUAGGGUUGGGUAUCGAGUAUCGAUUGGAACUGGGACUAACUUUCCGAUUCUCCCGGAAUCGUUCAAAAGUUUAAAUUUCGAUUCCUAGUUUCGAUACCCAGUCCGCCGACCGGAAAAAAAGAAUAAGUCCGCCGACCGGAAGAAGAAGCCGCUGAACAUCAACGAAGAAGCGCCCACCGCCGGAAGUGUUAGCAUAGCCGAGCCUAUGUAGCCGAGCAAGUCAGUCAAGCAUGGAGAGCGGGCGUCGGCGGUCGAAAGUGUGGCUUUAUUUUACUAAAAAAAAUUAAAUAUCGGCGAAAUGUAACACGUGCGACAGGACUGUUUCGGGCUUAGGAGGGUGCACGUUGAACAUGAUGAAGCACCUCCGAGUUCAUGGAGUACAAAUAAAUGCGUGUCCCGUCUUCGACGCGCUGCGCCGACCGUCCUCCUCUGGCUCCGACGCCCAGCCUGGCACCUCGGUGACUGCACUGCAGUCCGAAUCCGACAAUUUACAACCUGCUAGCCAGGCUCCGCGAUGUGCUCAGCGUACUCCGUUCACCGUAGCGGCAAUGGGGAAGAUGUCGGUGCCACAGACGGAAGAGUGCCACAGAAAGGUCACUGCACACAUAGUCAAAAGACUGCAUCCCUUUUCAGGGGUGGAAUCUCCAACAUUUAGGGAUAUGGUGAAAACUCUCAACCCAAAAUACAUACCACCUUCCAGGGACUACCUGUCAAACACAUUGAUCCCGGCAUGGUAUAAGAAGAAUCGGAACCGAGAAUCGUCAGGAAUCGGAAUCGAAACAAAGAAUCGGAAUCGUGGCGAGCGUAGCUGUGGAGUACAUGAGUUGAUCUGCGUGAGAAAAGUCUCUCCAGAGGUGCUGGGCUUUCUGACAGCCAUCGGACUCUUCAUCACUCUCAUGACUCUCAUCUUCUGGUACCUCAACAACAAGUCCAUGCUGGAGAAAGCAGGAAGCCUUCAGUGCCUCGACGACUUCAGGAAGAACACAGACUUGCCAGAAAAUGUUUAUGCUGACGACGACCAGCAGGGCUCCUCGUCAGACAGCGAGGAUGAACUGAUGGGUCAGUACCAGAAAGCCGUCAGUCGAGCCCAAGGCCUCAGAGGGUCCAACGUGUGCAGUAACGUCAAACCUGCGGCAAGGUUCCGCUGGGAGAGCCGGCAGAAGUACAGCCCCCUGACGGCCAAAUAUGACGGCUACUGCAGUGACGCCUCCGCGGAUGACGCCAACUGCAUCCAGAGGAUGAGGCGCACACCCCCGCUGGAUGAACUCCAACCUCCGCCCUACCAGGAUGAGAACGGCUCCCCCCGCAUGUCCUGCACCCUCUCGGACCCGGGUGACGCCAAGUGUGAUCUCUCCCAAACCAGUGGCAGCCCCCACCUUUCUUUCCGCAAAUGCACCAGCGAGGGAAGCGACGGCCACGAGACGGAAAGUUACCUGAACAAGGGCUACGAGGAGGACGUGCCCAGCGACAGCACGGCAGUUCUCAGUCCCGAGGAGAUGUCAGCCCGUGGUUCAGCAGCACAGCUCCUUAAAGGCUACGAACCAGAUGCACACGCCAAGUACGGCACCCUGGACGUGGUCUUUGACUACGAUCCAGAGGAGCAGCAGCUGGCCGUGACCGUCAUGGCGGCCACAGACCUCCCCGUCCUAAAGCACACCGGCAACAUCUCCUGGCAAGUCCACCUGGUGCUGCUGCCGGGCAAAAAGCAGAGGGCAAAGACGGGAAUCCAGAGAGGCCCGUGCCCUCUUUUCACAGAGACCUUCCACUUCUGCCGCAUGGAGUCCGAGAUGGUCGGCAACUACGCCAUCAGAUUUCGCCUUUACAGCAUGCGGCGGAUGAAGAAGGAGAAAGUUCUGGGGGAGAACGUCUUCUACCUCACCAAGCUCAACCUUCAGGGGAAAAUGUCCGUGCCGGUGAUAUUAGACCCGUGCUGCACAUAUCAGGGUGCAGAGUCCCAGGUCAGUGUGUCAGACAUGACCUGCAGUGACUUGUCCUUCCCGUCAGUGAGUCAGACGUCCACACCUGAGAUCCUGGUGGGUCUGGUCUACAACGCCACCACAGGACGUCUCUCAGUGGAGGUCAUUAAGGGCAUCCAUUUCAAGAACCUUGCUGCCAACAAGCCACCCAACGGCCUGUUCUGUUGCCUCAAACACUUAAUUGGUGGACAGGUUUAUAUAAUCAGAGACACCUAUGUCAAGCUGACCUUACUGAACUCCAUGGGCCAGGAGAUGUCCAGGUGCAAGACCUCCAUCUGCCGGGGCCAGCCCAACCCCACCUACAAGGAGACCUUUGUCUUCCAGGUGGCCCUCUUCCAGCUGUCCGACGUCACGCUCAUCCUGUCCGUCUACAACAAGCGCAGCAUGAAGCGCAAGGAGAUGAUCGGCUGGAUCUCCCUGGGCCUCAACAGCUCCGGCGAGGAGGAGCUCAGCCACUGGACUCUGAUGAAGGAGUCCAAAGGACAGCAGGUCUGCCGCUGGCACAGUCUGCUGGAGUCUUAGCGGCAGGACGGACUUCACACGUGGUCUCAGCAGGGUAAGGAAUACAAUCCUGAGAAGUGGGGGUGGUGGAAGGAGCACAACCAAGUCCUUGUGUCUGGG